UUUCUGAUUUGGUGAAUCUUUUGUAAUGGUAAUACAUGUAAAAGCUCCCUAAUCUAAGUGCGGCGGCGCCGGCAUGGCGAUUCGCAUCCCCGCCCACUGUUGCUGGCCGCCGCCGAGCAGCGAUCUCCGCACGGACGGCACAACGCCGGCGGCUAUGCGACACGGGCUGGAUCCGAGCACGCUGUCCCUCUACCAGAACGCCGUGCUCGGGUUCAUCUACGCCUACCUCCCUAAACCGCCGGUCUCCGCGGCCCCCAUUCUAUCCUGCGCUGCCGCCGCCGCCGCCGAGGAAGACGGAGGAAUCGAUCGCAUCAGCGGCCUCCCCGACGACCUCCUCAGCCGCAUCCUCGUCCGCCUCCCCGCCAAGGACGGGGCCCGCACAGCCGUGCUCUCCACGCGCUGGCGCGGACUCUGGCUCUCGUCGCCGCUCUGCCUCGUCGACACCCACUUCCUCCCCCGCGGGGGCGCCGAGGGCCGGCCCCCGCGACCCGGCGCCGUCACGCGCGCCGUGCGCCGCGCCGUCUCCGCCGCUCUCCGCUCGCACACCGGGCCGUUCCCCUUCGUCAGCCUAUCCUGCCAGUUCAUCGAAGCCGUCGAUGCGGACCGCGCCGUGCUCGCUCGCUGGUUCCGGUUCCUCGCUACCAAGGGCGUAGAUGAGCUCGCCUUCGUUAACCGCCCCUCGCCCUAUGAGGGUCUGCGCCUCCCCGCCGCGCUCUUUAGCUGCGCCUCUCUCCGCCGCCUGUACCUCGGCGCUUGGAGGUUCGUCGACACCGCCACCCUCCCGCGCGGUGCCUCCUUCCCCAGGCUUCAGGAGCUAGUCCUUGGUGCCAUCGCGCUGGAGGACCGCGACCUCGACUUCCUGCUCGCCGCUAGCCCCGUGCUCGAGGUCCUCACCAUUGUUGGAAGCGUGAAAAAGUUGCGUGCCCGUCUUACCAGCCAUAGCCUACGCUGCGCAGUGCGCACAGUUCUGCUUAGCCCUUGUCGAAGAAGUGGCGUUAGUUGAUUGCCAAUCCCUUGAGCGCUGCUUCAUCUGGAGGUGCCCUAGCCAGCGUUACAGAGUUAAGAUUGGCCACGCGCCGCAGUUGAGCACAUUGGGUUAUUUGGAGCCUGGUGUACAAGUACUGGAGAUUGGCAACACUGUCAUCGAGCCGGGAACAAAGCCGAGUCCCAAAACUACAGUUCCAAGCGUGCAGAUGUUGGCGCUCAAUCUGCAUUUCGGAGUUCAUGAUGAAGUGAAGAUGCUGCCAAGCUUCCUCAAAUGCUUUCCUAACGUCGAGACGCUCUGUAUCCAGUCGGAACGAACAAAAGAGGCCACCAGCAACCUAAAUCUCAAGUUCUGGCAAGAGGCUGGACCCAUCAAGUGUGUCCAGUCACGUCUCAAGACGCUGGCGUUUCGUGAUUUCCAUGGGGAUGAAAGUGAAUUUGCUUUCCUUAUGUUUAUUGCCGAAAAUGCUGAGGCAUUGGAGAAGAUGAAUAUCGUGAUAGAACUUCCAAAGCUCUCUAAACCAGAAGAACUGGCCUCGAAAAUGAUGGCAUUGGACAGUGCCAGAUGGGCAAGCGGAAGCAACAAGGCGGGGUACAAAUUUGCCCGGCUUGGUGAGGGAGGAGGCAGCAUUUGGAAUCUCAAAUUAGCGUUUGAUUUUAAUUGCAGCGAUCCUUUUCUGUGCCUUUGAGAGUUUAGAACUCAGACACAGUAAAUAAACAAUUAAAUUAGACACUACAUGCUAAUGCCUCACUGCUCUGCAGUUUUUUUUUUUUUACCAACGUAUGUCUAAAUUAGAGAUAUCGCAACUUGUAUUGUAGUGACUUAGUUACCACUGCUAUAUGGAUGCUAGGUGAAUGUGCUAAUUUAUGCUGUUUUUUUUUUACUUCAUUCGAACUGUUUCUUUGCCAUGUUGCUGUUUUCUCAUACUGAA
Messenger RNA from Sorghum bicolor (sorghum), 1916 nucleotides. Its product is annotated as putative F-box/FBD/LRR-repeat protein At4g00315. The record is from RefSeq and is a predicted model, not a curated record. The transcript has 3 exons. Gene Ontology annotation, molecular function: protein binding. NCBI's taxonomy places the organism in Eukaryota, Viridiplantae, Streptophyta, Magnoliopsida, Poales, Poaceae. Bases 74 to 1003 code for a protein of 309 amino acids.